AUGAUCCCUAUUUACUCAGUUGUCGCAUGGGUUGGAACGCUCUUCUACAAGAACGAUGUGUACUACGAUUUGAUCGGAAACUGUUACGAAGCGUUCGCCAUUUCCUCUUUCUUCUCCCUGCUUUGCGCCUACGUCGCACCGGAUUUGCAUAGUCAAAAAGAGUAUUUCCGAGGCGUGGUACCUAAGCCUUGGGUCUGGCCAAUCCCGUGGUUACAAAAGAUUACCGGUGGUGAGAAAGGCGUGUGGAGAACCCCUCGCAGUGGCUUGACUUGGUUUAACGUGAUCUGGGUGGGCAUCUUCCAAUACUGUGUCCUACGAGUUCUCAUGACUGUCAUUGCGGUCAUCACGCAGCAUUUCAAUGUCUACUGCGAAGAAUCGCUCAACCCUGCGUUCUCGCACAUUUGGAUUAUGGUCGUGGAGUGUAUCGCCGUCUCGAUUGCCAUGUAUUGCCUGAUCCAGUACUACAUCCAGAUCAAAGACGACAUCAGCCAACAUUCCCCCUUCUUGAAGAUUCUCUCUAUCAAACUUGUGAUCUUCCUGUCAUUCUGGCAGUCGACGUUAAUCUCGUUCCUCUCUUCCUCGGGUGUAAUCAAAACCACCUCGACAAUUCAGUCCCCCGAUUUGAAGGUUGGACUGCCUAACAUUCUCAUCUGUAUUGAGAUGGCUAUUUUCUCGGUCCUUCACCUGUGGGCCUUUGCUUGGCAACCGUACUCGCUCCUCGCGCAAACUUCCGAUGUUACCGACUUCUAUGGCAACGGGAAGACCACCUAUCAGGGUGGUCGCUUUGGCAUUAAAGGCCUGCUGAAUGCUCUCAACCCUAUCGAUCUUCUCAAGGCGGUUGGUCGCAGUUUCCGCUGGCUCUUCGUUGGACGGAAGAAGCGGACGUCGGAUCCUAGCUACCACACCCCAACGGAGGCAUUUGGGCUGAAUGCGACCGAGAAUGUCACCCCACCCCCCGGAACCGAAUACCAAGGGCCUGCAACCGCGAUGACUGCAGGAAGAUAUGGCAGCGACGAAGAAGGCGAGGUGCUUUUGUCCCAUGCUCAGCCCAGUCCUGCUGGACUAGCCCCGGGCAUGCCUGAUGACAAUGAUCCGAACCGCUUCUACUCGCACAACCGGUUGAGCGGCUCUUCUAUACUGGAGCCCCAGCCCUCUCACAUGGCACCGCACAUGAAUAUGUCCUACGAAGAUGCCUACAAUCCGUACUUGAUCCAGUCGCAGCACCUGGCCCACGACACUUAUCACCACGAGAGCGCCGCUUCUGGAACCCCCCCGUAUCCCGACAGCAACACUGUUAUAACCGCUACUCACCCUCAACCCUACCGGCAACCCGCGCUCCAAGAACAACCUCCGAUCCCUCUUCCAGAAACGUAUCAGACCCCACCCCCUGGGUAUGAC
This is a messenger RNA of Aspergillus saccharolyticus JOP 1030-1, 1398 nucleotides long. Its product is annotated as OSTA/TMEM184 family protein. Gene Ontology annotation, molecular function: transporter activity. The annotation marks the transcript as partial. NCBI's taxonomy places the organism in Eukaryota, Fungi, Ascomycota, Eurotiomycetes, Eurotiales, Aspergillaceae. Gene Ontology annotation, biological process: transport. The record is from RefSeq and is a predicted model, not a curated record. The transcript is spliced from 4 exons.